This is a messenger RNA of Chroicocephalus ridibundus (black-headed gull), 960 nucleotides long. Its product is annotated as olfactory receptor 14A16-like. Gene Ontology annotation, cellular component: membrane. Gene Ontology annotation, molecular function: G protein-coupled receptor activity; olfactory receptor activity; odorant binding. Lineage: Eukaryota; Metazoa; Chordata; Aves; Charadriiformes; Laridae. Bases 22 to 960 code for a protein of 312 amino acids. The record is from RefSeq and is a predicted model, not a curated record. Gene Ontology annotation, biological process: G protein-coupled receptor signaling pathway. The transcript has a single exon.
CCCAGUGCCCAGAGGCACCAAAUGUCCAACCGCAGCUCCAUCACCCAGUUCCUCCUCCUGGCAUUCGCAGACACGCGGGAGCUGCAGCUCUUGCACUUCUGGCUCUUCCUGGGCAUCUACCUGGCUGCCCUCCUGGGCAACGGCCUCAUCAUCACCGCCGUAGCCUGGGACCAUCACCUCCACACCCCCAUGUACUUCUUCCUCCUCAACCUCUCUGUUCUUGACCUGGGCUCCAUCUCCACCACUCUCCCCAAAUCCAUGGCCAGUUCCCUCUGGGAUACAAGGACCAUUUCCUCCUCAGGAUGUGCUUCCCAGCUUUUUUUCUUUUUCUUUUUCUUUUUUAUGUCAGCUGAGUAUUUUCUUCUCACCGUCAUGGCCUACGACCGCUACGUGGCCAUCUGCAAACCCCUGCACUACGGCACCCUCCUGGGCAGCAGAGCUUGCGUCCACAUGGCAGCAGCUGCCUGGGGCAGUGGCUUUCUCACUGCUCUGCUGCACACGGCCAAUACAUUUUCACUGCCCCUCUGCCAGGGCAAUGCUAUUUACCAGUUCUUCUGUGAAAUCCCCCAGAUCCUCAAGCUCUCCUGCUCACACGCCUACCUCAGGGAAGUUGGGCUUCUUGUUCUUACUGUCUAUUUAUUGUUUGGGUGUUUUGUUUUCAUCGUGGUGUCCUAUGUGCAGAUCUUCAGGGCCGUGCUGAGGAUCCCCUCUGAGCAGGGACGGCACAAAGCCUUUUCCACGUGCCUCCCUCACCUGGCCGUGGUCUCCCUGCUUGUCAGCACUGCAGUGUUUGCCCACUUGAAGCCCCCCUUCCUCUCCUCCCCAUCCCUGGAUCUGGUGACAGCAGUUCUGUACUCCGUGGUGCCUCCAGCAGUGAACCCCUUCAUCUACAGCAUGAGGAACCAGCAGCUCAAGGAUGCAGUGUGGAAACUGAUAACUGGAUGCUUUCAGAAGCAUUAA